CUCAACUAUGGCGUCCCUCUCGUAGUGCAAGGGCCGAGCCAUUGGGAUCACAACAAAACUGUAUGAAUUCAGUGAUCUGGGCACCGGACCAGGUUUGGAUCAGGAUGCAGAAGAUCAAGUCGCUUAUGGCCCGGCAGGGCCUGAAGAGCCCCCAAGAGAGCAUGGCAGACCUCAGUCCAGUGGAGAACCUGAGGAUCCCAAGCAAGGAGGAGUUGCGGGAGCUACGAGAGCAGCCCAUCGACCCUCAGGCGGAGCAGGAGAUCAUCGACAGCAUCGAGGAGGUCUACUUCUCCAACGACUCCUUCGACAUGGUGCAGCAUGAGCUGGAGAAACUCCCACCUGAGCUGAACCUGCAGGAGCUGGAGGAGUACAGAGACAAGCUGAAGAGACAGCAGGCAGCAGUUUCUAAAAAGGUCGCCGAUCUUAUUCUGGAGAAACAACCCGCUUAUGUCAAGGAGCUGGAGAGAGUGACAGCAUUACAGACCAACCUACAGCUAGCAGCAGUCAUCUGCACUAAUGCAAGGAGGCAGCUUAGCGUGGCGAAGGAGGGCUUCACCGAGGCCAGCCUGGGCCUGCUAGCCAAUCAGAGGAGACGACAGCUGCUGACAGGCUUGCUCAAGUCGCUUCGGACCAUCAAGACCCUGCAAAGAACAGACGUGAGACUCAGCGAGAUGCUUGAGGAGGAGGACUAUCCAGGUGCAAUCCAGCUCUGCUUGGAGUGCCAGAAGGCCGCCAGCACCUUCAAACACUACAGCUGCAUCAGCGAAUUGAAUUCCAAACUACAAGACACUCUCGAGCAAAUAGAGGAGCAGCUGGAUGUCGCCCUGUCGAAGACUUGUAAGCACUUUGAUGUUUCGCACUACACCAAGGUCCAGCUGGCCUACACGCUUCUGGGCAAGACACAGACGGCCAUGGACCAGCUCCACAUGCACUUCACCCAGGCCAUCCACAACACUGUGUUCCAGGUGGUGCUGGGAUAUGUGGAGCUGUGCGCCGGCAACGCAGACACCAAGUUCCAGAAGAUGCAGUACAAAGAUCUCUGCACGCAUAUUACCCCGGACAGCUAUAUCCCUUGCCUGACAGAUCUGUGCAAGGCAUUGUGGGAGGUGAUGCUAAGCUACCAUCGCACCAUGCAAUGGCAUGAGGAGCGUGACAAGGAGGAGGCCACAUCCACCCCAGAUGACUCUGCGGCGGCUGAGUCUGAUGAGUCAGUGGUGGACCGCAGCUACGUAAAGAAGAAGCUGGAGCACGGACUGACCCGCAUCUGGCAGGAUGUCCAGUUGAAAGUGAAGGCCUAUAUCCUGGGGACCGACAUGUCCAACUUCAAAUACGACGAUUUCAUAGUGGUGCUGGAUGUCAUCAGCAGGUUGAUGCAGGUGGGUGAGGAGUUCUGUGGCAGUAAGUCGGAGGUGCUGCAGGAGUCCAUCAAACGCCAGAGUGUCAAUUACUUCAAAAACUAUCACAGGGCUCGACUGGAAGAACUGAGAAUGUUUCUGGAAAACGAGACAUGGGAACUCUGUCCAGUCAAGUCAAACUUCAACAUUGCCCAGCUUCACGAGUUUAAGUUCAUGGGCCAGUGUCGCUCGCCGUCUGUCUCCCCCAACAGACAGGCUGUGUCGUCGGCCAGCCCUGCCGAGGAGGAGCUUUCACUCUUCCAGCGGUAUCUCCAGGAGGGCAACCCUUUUGAGAUGCACAUCGAGCACAAGGAGGAGGAGACCGAGGAUGUGCUGGCAUCUAACGGGUAUGAGUCAGAUGAGCUGGAGAAGAGUGUGUACCAGGACUAUGACAGCGACAGCGAUGUCCCAGAGGAGCUCAAGCAGGACUACGUGGAUGAGCAGACGGGCGAUGUCCCCCUCAAGAGUGUGUCCCGAGAGACCAUCAGAAGCAGGAAGAAGUCCGACUACAGCCUUAAUAAGACCAACGCACCAAUCCUCACCAACACCACCCUGAACGUCAUCCGGCUCGUCGGGAAAUACAUGCAGAUGAUGAACAUCUUGAAACCCAUCGCCUUUGAUGUCAUCCACUGUGUUUCACAGCUCUUUGACUACUACCUGUAUGCCGUCUACACCUUCUUCGGACGCAAUGAUAUGCCUGUCCCAAGCCCAUCUUUGCCCACUCAGGGUGGCAGAGAGGUGGGCGCUGCCAGGGUGGUGGGCCCUGCUUGCUUGUAUGAGUCAUCGGGUCUGGGCCUUAUCAGCAGCAGACUGAGAACCACACUGAACCGCAUCCAGGAGAGCCUCAUUGACAUGGAGGCAGCAGGGGAGAACGCAGGAGUCCACGGGCCGGCGGAGGACAGGAAGGAGAAGGUGCCCAGCCCCCAUCUCAGCCAGCUGGUGGUUCUCACCAACAGUGGGACCCUCUACGGCCUGGCACAGAGGGUGGUGGCCACCGAGUCGCUUGUGUUUCUGGCUGAACAGUUUGAGUCCCUCCAGUCCCACCUGGAUACGAUGAUGCCCGCCGCCAAGAAGCCCUUCCUGCAACAGUUUUACUCCCAGACGGUGUCUACAGCCAGUGAACUUCGUAAACCUAUAUAUUGGAUUGUGGCAGCCAAAGCCAUCGACUACGAACAGAUGCUGCUCAUGAUGGCUGGAGUUAAAUGGGACAUUAGGGAGAUAAUGUCCCAACAUAACGUGUAUGUGGACGUCUUAUUAAAGGAGUUUGAGCAGUUUAACAAGAGGCUGGGUGAGGUGUCAAGACAUGUGCGCAUCCCCCUGCCGGUGUCCAACGUCCUGUGGGAGCACUGCAUCCGCCUGGCCAACCGCACGCUUGUAGAGGGCUAUGCUAAUGUCAAGAAGUGCAGCAAUGAGGGCCGGGCCCUGAUGCAGCUGGACUUCCAACAGUUCCUGAUGAAGCUGGAGAAGCUGACCGACCUGCGGCCCAUCCCUGACAAGGAGUUUGUGGAGACCUACAUCAAGGCUUACUACCUGACUGAGAACGACAUGGAGCAGUUCAUCAAGAAUCACAGGGAAUACUCCAUGAAGCAGCUAGCCAACUUGGUCAACGUUUGUCUGGGUUCGCACAUAAACAAGAAGGCGCGUCAGAAGCUUCUGGCCGCCAUUGAUGAUAUCGACAGACCAAAGAGAUAGAUGGAAGAAUGAGACCAUCCCAAGAAACACCGCCCAGCCCACAGAGCCGGACUUCCCUGCAGAUGAAUGACCACAGCUACACUAAAGACGGAGCUCAGCGCAGAAUGUCACAUUUUCAGUUCAGAGCACACACAGCGAGCUCGAGGUGUGUUCAACAAGCAGUUAGUGAAGAUAUACAUGGUAUUGCUAUUGUACAACAUUAUAUUCUGUAAAACAGUGUUUGCUGUAAGACCAUUACAAAAGAACAUGGACGUAAUUGUGUUAAUUUGGCUAAUAUCUUUCCUCACAUUUCCAGACUGGUUGAUAGUUACUGGCCAUUAAGAAACUGUUGAACGCACCCGAUGACAUGAUGAUGGACUUGAAUACUAAAACUUUGUUUCACAUUCAAGCAUGUUGCAGUGACUCUGUAUGUUAACGCCUUUUAUGAUGCAUGCCCCAGCAUUUUCAUAUCAACAGACGUGCUGCUUCCAACUUCUGCUGCUCUGUCUUUGCUACCACAAACACCUGGGCCUCGCCAAGGCUCCAUGAGAAUGAGGUUUGCUUUUUGUUGUUGUUGUGUUUUUUUUUUUUUUUAAGAAAAAUGACUCGGAAUAUCUAGGAGUGCAGGUGAUGUGUGUUCACCAAAUGUGUUCACUUUCUGGUACAACUCCAAAAAGCAAAAGCAGGUGUACUUUGAGUUGGAAAACUAUAUGAGCUACCCCAUUAGGUAGUAAAGCCUAUGUGAAGAUUGAGGACCAAGUUAGUGGUGGUUUCAAGUGUAUACAACCACAGUCCAACAUGAAGUCGUGACUAAUUCUCUUCAGAUAUGAGAUAUGGUUCCCUUUAAUCGCUCAUGAUAAAUUAGGGCAGCCCAUAUGUUUGUGUAUAUUAUUUCGCUUCGGGGCAUUUGUCGUGCCUGACUGGAUGCUACUGUAAUGCUUCUUGCCUUUGUUUUGUUUGUUUCGUCCAAGAAUUGUGUAAAUCUAAUAUAAUAAUGAUUCUGGAACUAUUAUAAAUGGUUGUAGUUAACAUUAACACAAUACUUAGAUUGUAAUCUGCACCAGCUGCACUUCAUUUGUCAUGUCUUCUGAGGAAAUUAUUUUAUAAUCCUGGGGUGGGUCUCUGAAAGUCUUUGUGGUCACAGUGUUGUAUUGCUUAGCUUGCAGUUCACUGUCUGCCCUUCAUGUUGAACAGUAAAAUGUUUGGGGGCUUUUUUAGCAGUUUUGUAAGUUUGUGCAGUCAAGCGCUGAUCGUGUGGUCUCUUGAGUGAAUAACUGAGCUGUGGGGACGACGACAAAAACAAGUCUUUAAGUCUUUGGGAAAGUUAUCCCUCAGUCAUCUCCAUUAGUUUAACUCAACCAGCUCUGCCUGGGAGACAGAUGGCUUUUCUGUCAAAUGAAAGAAAUGAAGUUACACUUUCUGAUCCUGCUCUACUCCAUUCUUAUGUUGUGCACAGUUAUUCCAAGAAGAAUAAUAUAAAUGUGAAUGUUUUGAACAUUGUUUCUAUUUAUUUCUUGCUUUUUGUGUCUUGUUUGGGUUCAGGGCUUUUUUUAUAUAUAUAUGAAAAUUGCUGGAAGACCAUUGUCAUCUCUCGCCUCUGAGUACCCUGUAACCUGUCUUACUGUUAUGGAAAUACAUAUAUUUAAACAUUGACAAUUAUAUCAAGGCUCAAGUGCACUAUAGUGAAAAUCAGUAAUCAGUGUUGGAGUUGUAGUUUUAACCAAAAUGAUUCUAACAUAAUAAACACACUAAUGGUGGAUA
This is a messenger RNA of Myripristis murdjan (pinecone soldierfish), 4826 nucleotides long. RefSeq names its product VPS50 subunit of EARP/GARPII complex (gene vps50). Gene Ontology annotation, cellular component: EARP complex. NCBI's taxonomy places the organism in Eukaryota, Metazoa, Chordata, Actinopteri, Holocentriformes, Holocentridae. Gene Ontology annotation, molecular function: SNARE binding. The record is from RefSeq and is a predicted model, not a curated record. Gene Ontology annotation, biological process: endocytic recycling; retrograde transport, endosome to Golgi. The coding region runs from base 63 to 3086 and encodes 1007 amino acids. The transcript is spliced from 29 exons.